Molecule: messenger RNA, 3056 nt
Organism: Aspergillus novofumigatus IBT 16806
Lineage: Eukaryota; Fungi; Ascomycota; Eurotiomycetes; Eurotiales; Aspergillaceae
Product: mannosyltransferase complex subunit MNN9
Exons: 9
Coding region: 288-2792 (834 amino acids)
Biological process (GO): protein N-linked glycosylation; cell wall mannoprotein biosynthetic process
Cellular component (GO): mannan polymerase complex
Molecular function (GO): alpha-1,6-mannosyltransferase activity
Source: RefSeq, a predicted model, not a curated record
CUCCCUUCCUACUUGGUCGAUUAUCGUUGCUCCGUUCCUGCGAUGGGCAGUCGAAGUCUCUCUCCAUCAUCUUUGCUCACAACGGAAUCGAUCGAACCCUCGACUCCGUCAUUCCCUUGAGCAGAGCACCGCGCUCGAUGGGAGACCGCUACACCCAAUCUCCGAUAUCGCCGCGGAUUUUCGAAUAUUGUACUUCUCAAUCAUCAGUCGCAUUAGCACACAUCACACAUUGUCAACGCCGUCUGUAGACCUUGACCAUUACUCCGGGGAAUCUAGAGUCCAUAUAGAUGUCGUCAGUUGAAGCGUUGCUUUCCCCGGUAGACGCAAAGGUCCCCGGCGACAUGGGCAGCAGAAGUCAGAGCACGCCCGCGGUGGUGCCCGGUGCGACGGUUUCGACCGAGAAGAAGAGCGACUAUAAGGGGUUUGUAGCGGGUGUGUUUUCUGGAAUUGCAAAGUUGAGUGUUGGGCAUCCUUUCGAUACGGUAAAGGUGCGAUUACAGACGAGCAAAGAAGGGCAUUUCAAGGGGCCGUUGGACUGUGUACUACAGACGGUACGGAAGGAGGGUGUGAGUGGGCUGUACAAGGGAGCUACGCCGCCGCUGGUCGGUUGGAUGGUUAUGGACUCUGUCAUGCUCGGUUCCCUGACGUUGUACCGACGACUACUGCUCGAAAAUGUCUUUUCGAAACCCGCUAUUCGGUCUCUCACGCCGUUUGCGAGCUAUCAAGCUGAUCCCAAAACACUCCCCAGCUUCGGACAUGGGAUAGCCGGUAUCUUGGCCGGUACGACCGUCAGUUUCGUAGCGGCUCCAGUGGAGCACAUCAAGGCGCGGCUGCAGAUUCAGUAUGCGGCGGAUAAGUCGAAGCGAAUGUACAGCGGGCCAAUCGAUUGUUUAAAAAAGCUUCUGCGCACUCACGGUAUCGCAGGGUUAUACCGCGGCCUCUGCGCGACAAUCCUCUUCCGAUCCAAUGUCGGCGCCAGUAAUCAAUUUCUGGGCCGGGGUAUGUCGGCACAGAUCUUCUGGUUGACCUCGUACCCGUCCGAUGUGGUCAAGCAGCGAUUGAUGACAGACCCAAUGGGCGGAGCGCUGGGUGAUGGGGAGAGAAAGUUCCGCCGGUGGAAAGAUGCCGCCAGAGCGGUUUAUCAUGAGCGAGGGUGGAGAGGUUACUGGAGGGGUUUUGUGCCCUGUUUCUUACGAGCAUUCCCGGCGAAUGCGAUGGCCCUGGUUGCAUUUGAGGGCGUGAUGCGGUCGCUGCCUUGUGGGUUCAGAGAUCGACUAUUCGACCAUUCGAGGGAGAUUGAGCUGCGGUUCUGCAAAGUCGGUCCGCGUAUUCUUUUCCGGCCACAGCGCAGUGAGGUCAGGGCGGCAGACACAGGCCAGACCAUCGCUUCAUCUUCUCAUCAUCGCCAGCUCACGUCUCUCGUCGACUUCCCCUGCACGAUUACCUCGAAAUUCACCUAUUCACCGUCAAUCCCGCUAUGUCGGGGCGCAGGUCGAGAAUUGACUUCAUUACUGGCUAAGCAUUAUCUCCCUGUGCCCACAUCUCCGCCGGUCCAGAUCUUUCGACUUGUCCUCAUCGAACAUCUCCAAUUUCCACGAGCCAGCUCGUGUCCUCGUCACCAACUCCAACCCUACCGAUUCCUGCUUCCGCUCGCUCGUUACCACCGGUCGACACGGCCAGAAAUGGCCGUCGCCCGCACAAUGCGACGCACGAAUCCAAUCACUCUCCUUCUUGCGGCCAUACUGGCCGCAGGCUCCGGCUCCUCCUCAUCCUCUUCUUCCUCCCAGCAACGCCGCGAAGACGACGCCGCCGAAAAUCCCCUCUCGCCUCCGACGAAACCCUUCUUCAAAUCCCAGCCCGUCCGCCACGAUGGCCAACAGGCCCCUCCCCCGGUCGUGCAGUACGACUUGAACCAGCUCACCAGCACCAGCACCUCCGCCGCCAACGGCGAACGAAUCCUGAUCCUCACACCGAUGGCCCGCUUCGUGCCAGAAUACUGGGACAACGUGGUGAAGCUGACCUACCCGCACGAGCUCAUCUCGAUUGGGUUCAUCAUUCCCAAGAACAAAGAGGGCAAUGCGGCCCUAGCCGCACUAGAAGCCGCCAUCGCAAAGACGCAGUCCGGCCCCAUCGACAAGCGGUUCGCGAGCAUCUCCAUCCUCCGCCAGGACUUCGAGCCGCCCCUGCAGUCGCAGGACGAGAAGGAGCGGCACAAGAUGUCGAACCAGAAGGCGCGCCGCGAGUCGAUGAGCCGCGCUCGCAACAGCCUUCUGUUUACGACGCUCGGACCCGCCACGGCUUGGGUGCUCUGGCUCGAUGCGGAUAUCGUCGAGACGCCGCCGACGCUGAUCCAGGACCUCACCGCGCACGAUUACCCCGUCCUCGUGCCCAAUUGCUACCAACGGUACUACAACUCGGAGAAGAAGAAGAUGGAUGUCCGGCCGUACGACUACAACUCGUGGAUCGAUAGUAGUACGGCGCAGAGCAUGGCGGCGGAGAUGGGGCCCGAUGAGAUCCUCCUCGAGGGCUACGCUGAGAUGCCGACCUACCGCACCCUGAUGGCUUAUCUGGCUGAUACGGCCAACCCGAACCCUAAGAAGGUCAUUGAGCUGGAUGGUGUGGGCGGCACGGCGCUCAUGGUCAAGGCGGAGGUGCACCGUGACGGCGCGAUGUUCCCUGCUUUCCCCUUCUACCACCUUGUCGAAACGGAGGGUUUCGCCAAGAUGGCGAAGCGCCUGGGGUACUCCAUUUAUGGGCUGCCGGAUUAUUUUGUAUACCACCAAAACGAGUGAUGUGGUUGGAGGAAACGAUGUUUUUCAUAGACUUUUUUUUUGUCUUUUUCGGUGCAUCGACGCAAUAUGCAUUACAUUGGGCGCGCUGUGCGCAACUUUGUCACUAUUUAGAAUAAAAUCUUUCAGAUCUCAUGUGGUGGAUGGAGUUUUGGCGCCAGCAUUGUGGCAUGCGGAGUCCGCACAUCCUUUACAUUGGUUAUCUAGAUGCACGGAGCUAGAUCAUUUGCAAGCAAUUUUAUUAUCUGCCGGGUAUUUAUCGACAGC